This is a messenger RNA of Danio rerio (zebrafish), 1513 nucleotides long. RefSeq names its product CRK proto-oncogene, adaptor protein (gene crk). Gene Ontology annotation, cellular component: cytoplasm; plasma membrane. Lineage: Eukaryota; Metazoa; Chordata; Actinopteri; Cypriniformes; Danionidae. Gene Ontology annotation, biological process: regulation of intracellular signal transduction; regulation of cell motility. Gene Ontology annotation, molecular function: protein-macromolecule adaptor activity; enzyme binding. The record is from RefSeq and is marked provisional.
GAAAUAUUUGAACUUCCUUGUGACAACUUCCAAUGUACGUUUUGGUUUACACUGGACAAUUAUCAGAAGUUCUGGGUGAAUAGCCGCGGUUUUUGCGUCCCAUGCACGUUGGAAUACCGACGUCAAUUGUUUUGUUAAUCGAUUGGACCAAAAAGCGUUGAAAAGUGUGCGAAUGCUGCGCGUAUUCGAAACGUGUUCAACAACGGAACGCGGUAAAGUUUUUGCAUGAGUUGAACGCUGCUUGCGGAUAAGGAGAGGCGAAGGGAAGGCCUGUGAAGCCUGGGCUUUUUUCUAGCGCUAGUCAUGGCCGGAAAUUUUGAUUCGGAGGACCGAGGGAGCUGGUAUUGGGGGAGAUUAAGCCGGCAAGAGGCGGUUUCGCUGCUCCAAGGGCAGAGGCAUGGAGUGUUCCUGGUGCGGGACUCGAUCACUAUUCCCGGGGACUACGUGCUGUCUGUGUCGGAGAACUCCAAAGUCUCUCAUUACAUAAUAAACAGCAUCAGCAGCAAUCGCCAGUCAGGACCAGGGCUUGCUCCUCCUCGGUUCCGGAUUGGAGAUCAGGAAUUUGAUGCCUUACCUGCCCUGUUGGAGUUCUACAAAAUCCACUACCUGGACACCACCACUCUCAUUGAGCCCAUUAGCAAAUCCAAGCACUCGUCUUUCAUCAGCGUCAAUGCGGGGACAGGAGGAGCUCCUCCGAGGCUAGAAGAGGAGUACGUCAGAGCUCUCUUCGACUUUCCCGGCAACGACGACGAGGACCUUCCAUUUCGAAAGGGUGAUGUUCUUCGAGUGCUGGAGAAGCCAGAGGAGCAAUGGUGGAAUGCUCAGAAUUCAGAAGGCCGUGUUGGCAUGAUCCCUGUGCCCUAUGUGGAGAAGUACCGACCUGCCUCACCGACAUCAGGUGCACCUGGCGUAUCAGUCAGUGGGUCCGGUGCUCACGGCAACUCUGACGGCCACAGCACUCAGUCUCCACCUCUGCUUGGUGAACCGGGCCAAUACGCCCAGCCCACAUCCUUACCCAAUCUACAGAAUGGCCCAGUUUAUGCCAGGGCGAUUCAGAAGAGAGUCCCCAAUGCCUAUGAUAAGACAGCUCUUGCUUUGGAGGUCGGCGACAUGGUAAAGGUGACCAAGAUCAAUGUAAACGGGCAGUGGGAGGGUGAGUGCAAGGGAAAGCAUGGCCAUUUUCCCUUUACCCACGUCCGCUUGCUGGACCAGCACAAUCCAGAGGACGAACUAAGCUGAGAGAGCAGACUGUCUUACCUAGCAGCCCUUAGAUGUACACUCACACACAUACACACACACACACAUACACACACUCCGGCUCCUCACACAUCCUCACUACUGCCCUUUACCUGUCCGCCUCAUCAUUACCUUGUGCCAUUGUGUCUCAUGCCAAUGUACACAAUUCCCUUGUUAGGUUUUAUGCAAUAAUUAAAGAUAUUUACCAAGUAAACACUAAAUUUCACAUACAACACCAUACACUACAGAGAGAGGAGCAUUAGUGUGGGGCUUCUUG